AUGGCCAGACAGCUUCGCUCUCGAGCCUCUCGCCCGAACUAUGCCGCCUUAUUCCAGUACGACGACGCCGAAGACGACGGUGCGGGGCCUUCGACGCGUCCUGUGGUCGAGGAAGAGGGCGACAGUGGCAGCGACUUCGCGCCAGACGAAGUUCCCGACCAAGCCGCCGUCGAGGAGGACGACCUGGUAGAUGAGGAUGCAGAGGCAGAGGAAGAUGAUGAUGUACCAGCAGAAGAACCCUCGCGCGAACCUUCUAUGGUCCUGGCCUCCGACGCAGGCAAGCCGUCUACUGCAAGGGGCACCCCAAAGCCAAAAGCCAUGCCAGGACUCUCGUCGAAACCCAGGACAUAUGCCCUGCCCAGCGUUCACCAUCGGCACCGAGCACUGCCUUUGUUUGACAGGCCUGGGCCUGUUGAGAGACUCAUGCAGCGUCCCGCACCUUUUGGUCCGCCCCGAAUAGCGCCUACGAGUAGCUGGUCCGUCAACCCAACCAUCCUCGAGCGCAUAAGCAAGGCUUGGGGAUUCAACGUGGGACCUGGUCCACUCUGGGACUUGCUCGAAGACAGGGCAUGGUUUAAGGAGUCACUGGCUAGCGGUGGUGAGGAGACAGCUGAUGAGAGGUUCCGGAGGCCGCGGGUCCAUGAAGGUGUCAGGGUGCAUGGUUUUGAGGUCAUUGGCAUGCAGCAAGCAUAUGCAUACCUCCCGAAUGAUGCUUCUGCGCCAGAGCAAGGAGCAUCCAAGCCUCCUCCACCCGUCCCAUGCUCCUUUGGUCCAUAUGGCAAACAAACGCGUGUCGAGAUGAAUAUGUUUGAGACGCGCAAAAUUGCUGAUUUCAUUCCGGGGAGCAAGUCCCAUGUGUUCAACCCUGGAGCACCUGUGUGGGCCCUUGAUUGGUGUCCAAUACAUCCAGAUGAUCGUACACGCCUCGGUUACAAGCAGUACCUCGCUGUCGCGCUGUUCCCGUCUAACACGCACUCGCCCGUCAUCGGCGUUCGUGCACAGCGACCGAUGCACGCCUGCAUCCAGAUAUGGUCGUUGAGCCGAUCUGCCGACGCCAUGGACGUGGACGAAAUCACUGACGUCGACAAUGGCGACGAUCCGGGCGAGAUGCGGUGCGAAAUGGUGGUGUGCAUAGAAAGCGGGCCAGCGUUCGAGCUCAAGUGGUGUCCACUACCGUCGAACGACCCCGCAGAGGAAAUCGCCGUGCCAACUCGACCUAGGAAGCUAGGCGUGCUGGCGGGCACGUUUGAAGAUGGCUCUUUGUCUCUGUACACCAUCCCGGACCCCGCCAGCCUAUAUCCGGAUGGGAACCAGCCAUCCCAGCCAAUUUGUGUCAGGUUAUCUGAGCCUUUGCUGAGGUUUGAGCUUGAGGAAACCAUGUGCUGGGGGAUGGACUGGGCGAACAGUGAAGUAAUCGCAGUAGGCUGCACUAACGGAUCGAUUGCAGUAUACAACAUCGCGGAUGCACUCAAGCGGCCCGACGAGAGAACACCAACACACUACUUUGUCGUGCAUCAAUCUGCCAUCCGUUCGCUUGCCUGGGUACGUGCGCCAGGCGUGUCUGCGUCCGGCGGGCGGUGUGCAGACAACCCGACGGUGAUUGUGAGCGGGGGAUACGACGGACUCGAAUGUGUCACCGACAUCCGUGAUCCCGUAGGGAACGCCAUGAACCGAACCAGAGACGUAGUCAACUCAAUGACGUACUCAACAUGGUGUGGUGGGCCUGUCACCAUCGACCACGAGAAUAUCAUCAAGGCAUAUUCACUGUCACCGAACAUGUUGGGAAGAGGGCAAACUAUUCUCGAGCCUGAUGGACCUGCAUGGAGCCUGGCGGCAUCGGAUUACCACCCUCAACUUGCCGUUGGUGUCGCGGAUGGCAGCUUGCUGACCAGCAACACGCUGCGAGCGACACGACGCGGGGGAGCCAAUCCAUUCCUUGUACACAGAAUCUACCAACUAGAUUACAACCGGAAGGACAAGGAGUGGCGCAUGCUAGAAAGGUUCUUGCCCAAGGAAAUGCCUGUCCGACCAAACAACGUCACCGCACGCGCGCCCAAAGAUGCCCCUGAUGGAACGGGCGCAUGGCCUGCGCAGGUCGGCGUGCAGCGCGCGGUGUGGAACUCCGGAAACGGUCUAUGCGCGACGCCCUUCCUCGCCUCGUCGACUGGCUCGGGACUCUGUCGCGUCGACUGGCUGCUCGGUCGCUGGAACAAAGAUAGGAUACCGUAUUACAGCGUGGAUGGUAUCCGGGGCGAGGUGGCUGUGGAUGGCAAGGAGGAAGAUGAUGAUGACGACGACUGA
Messenger RNA from Rhodofomes roseus, 2301 nucleotides. RefSeq lists its product as uncharacterized. Gene Ontology annotation, molecular function: protein binding. Gene Ontology annotation, biological process: transcription by RNA polymerase III. The transcript has 11 exons. Lineage: Eukaryota; Fungi; Basidiomycota; Agaricomycetes; Polyporales; Fomitopsidaceae. The coding region runs from base 1 to 2301 and encodes 766 amino acids. Gene Ontology annotation, cellular component: transcription factor TFIIIC complex. The record is from RefSeq and is a predicted model, not a curated record.